Messenger RNA from Sardina pilchardus (European sardine), 4738 nucleotides. Its product is annotated as heme-binding protein 1-like. Bases 333 to 1193 code for a protein of 286 amino acids. The transcript has 5 exons. Gene Ontology annotation, molecular function: heme binding. The record is from RefSeq and is a predicted model, not a curated record. Lineage: Eukaryota; Metazoa; Chordata; Actinopteri; Clupeiformes; Clupeidae.
ACUCCUCCCCUUAUCGUUCAGUCACGUGGCUCGUCCUACUCCGCUUGGUUGUUGUUUGUUUGGAAUAUGCCCUCCGUGAAUGUAAGUCUCUCGUAAGAACACACAGUUUAACGUGUGCAUACACUUAUUUUAAGGUUAGGAAUGAAACGAAUCGUUCGACUGUACAGUCAUACAUAGUAUUUGGUUAGCUGGUUACCUUGUAGAUGUUUGCGCGCCUGUUCUGUGUUGCACUUUGGGUUGUAGUCGUCGGUUAGGCUACUUUUUUUGUAUCGUCUGGACUGGACUCGGUCGUUUGCGUGAAAAACAAAACACUUUAAUGCUCCAUUUGCACUAUGGACGGAGAGGGCUGUAGAUUGAAUGGUGGAGGUCGAGUAGGUGGAGGAGAUGGAGGCGUUGAAGCGGGCUCGCAGUCCCACCAUUCGGGGCUUAUAACUCUGGAGGACCUCGAGUCUUUCAACGAGGACCUCGACUCUGACUUCGACUUCAGCGGCAGCCCGGCGGGAGACAGCGGAGAGGUCAUGGACUUCGACGAGUCGGAUCAGCUGCUGAGUUACUGGCAGCAUAUCGGGAGAGGACACCGUGUGGACAUACCCCAAGAUAUGGCCGAACCGAUCCAGCAGAUGACCACAGACGUGGACACCAACCAGGAGCGCGAGAGAGUCCCCUUCACAGCCCUCAAACGUCAUGACAAGGUGCAGGUGGAUAAGCGGCGCUACGAGAAGGCGGCGUGGGCGUGCAUCACCAUGAGGGAGGAGACCUACGAGCAGAGCAUCUGCGGCGGCUUCAUGAAGAUCAUGCGCUUCAUCUGCCAGCACAACUCCACAGGAACCUACCUGGGCAUGACCAUCCCCAUAGUGACGGUGGUCCAGACGGACACGUCCCGCAGCACUCUGGCACGAGAGGUCACGGUGGCGUACUGCCUCCCCGAGCAGCACCAGGACCAGCCCCCGACGCCCUUUGACCCCGAUAUCACCAUAGAGACAUGGCCCUCAGCAGUGGUCUACAGCAGAGAAUUCAGCGGCAGCACCAACGAGGUGUCCAUUCUGGAGCAGAUCCAGCUUCUGGCUGAAGCUGUGGACUCCGCAGGCCUGCAUCUCAGUCUUGGCGUCUCCUUCGUUGUGGCUGGAUACACCAGCCUUGCAGCCACCCACCGCCACAACGAGAUCUGGUUUGUGGACCGAGGGGAGGCCUGAGAGUGUGUGCUCCUAGUCCCUGGCAGUCCCACUGCACACUGGCUCUGGUCUAGGCACAACUCCACCAGAUCAGAGCCGGAGACAUUCCAGAAUCACUGACUCUUUCACCCCAUUGGUUUCUUCGUCAUUCUACCUCAAUUCCAGAAUUUUGAGAGUGCGUCAACAAUCCACACGCCUGACACUGAAGCUCUACCUUGAGAACGGAACACUCGGACAGUCUGUGAACCUGUGAACGCUGUUGUGCUACUGCUGUUGUCUACUGCUGCUUGGGCACGGCUCUCUUUAGUGCCAGCCCCGCUAUGCAGCUAGCGCUUCAGGCCUCCUGCUCAUCUGAGCACAGCUAGCGUAAAAACAACCACCAUAGCAGAAUCGGAACGAGGAAUCCCGUGUUGUUCCUGACACCUCUGAGUGGACAAAUCCUACACCGGUCCGAGUAAGUCCACGUCAUAGAGGCUUUUGGCAUAAUGUAGCCUGUUCCUCACACACACAUAGCUGUGCACAUCAUAGAGGCUUUUGGCAUAUGUAGCCUGUUCCUCACACAUAUAGCUGUGCACACUGUUUACACUGAUAAGGUGUAUAGCAGCAUAUAAAUACCAGCGCUCUCUUUAACUGAUGGGCCUGAUUGUACCGUGUUCACAGCGCACAGGACGGACCUGCACUGCCUCCUCAGCCUUGUGUCCACAUCCUAGAUUGUGCUCGUAUGAGAUGUAGGUCUCCCACUACUAGUUGUAUAUUAGUAUAUGGUAUUCAGAGUUUAUUCAGAGUAUAAAGGAAAUGUUAUUUCAUCCCAUUAAUGAUUGACAUGUGCUCAGACAGAAGAAAUGUAUUUUGAUAUUUUGUACAGGCGUUAUCGGAAGAGAUAUUGCAUAUAUUUUUGAAUGACCUUCUUGAACACAGGGUGUGAAAGCAAAACCAAAUGUGUGCCACUUGUUAAUGUUGCUGCAGGAGAUUGUGACUAUUCUAGCUACACUUUGACUAUACCUCCAUCUCAGACAGGCGUCAUAGAUUUAGACAGACUGAACUGUGGAGUCGUAUACUCUCCAGCCCAACACAGUUUCCAAAUAACAAAGGAGAUUUAUUAGAGAACACAAAGGAGAUUUAUUAGAGAACACAAAGAACUACUUUGUGGCUAUGGUUAAAAUAAACGAGUUAGCAUAAGUUAGUGUUAUUUAAAUUUAAAAAACUAAAUCCAGAUGCUGACGGGUAGGAGGAAGUUGUCCAGAUACGAGAGGGCAGCUACUUCCUCCUCAGCCGAGGAGCAGACAGCAGACACAUACUAGACAGCAGAGAGUUGGGAUCUUCAAGCAGGGACGUUUGUGGGUAAACUACACAGUAUUUAAAAGGCAGUGCACGCAACAGAUCCAACUCAAGUCCUUUUCAAAUAAUGGAUAAUCGAUGAUGGAUGAUCUGAAAUGAAAACACACACUUAAACCGAUCUCAUCAGGUGCGGGAGGAAAUUCCCUCUGAUAAGAGAGCGAUGAAGGGCCUAGUUAGCUGUGCUUGCUCAACACAGCAGAGUCUGUUUGGCACACCAUAGCUUCACGUUAUGAACGCAGCCAAUAGGAAUAUAACAACACAGUCUAUCAUGCAGCUGACAUCUGAUGGACUAACAUACACAAACACACACCCACUUACGCAAUAUACAUACAUACGUACAUACAUACACACAUACAUGAAAACACACACCCACACACACACACACUAUCUAGGACAGUGGCUGGACAGGGUCUUGACAUCAGCAAGCUACGUGUCAGCAUUUGCUUCAAGAAGAACUGUAUACUACAGCGUUAUAAAUGGAGGUGUCUGCACACCUGUUAUUGCAGCACAGGUGUAACGGAUGCCAGCUAGCAUAGCUAGCAUAGCUGGGGCAGCUGGCCUACUGCUUAGGGUGUUGGACUUGAAACCGAAGGGUUGCUGGUUCGAUCCUCGACCAGUAGGGAAAAUGUGGGGCGGGGCAAGUGGUUAAGCACUGGUCUCCCAUGCUCACAGCCAUGGCUCAAGUGCCCUUGAGCAAGCGUUUGUAUUUGGUGGAGAUUCAGAUGGAAUGUUGCCACUCAAGUCAUUUCUGUCACUUGGUGAUAGUAACCACGGAGACUACUUUAUGCUGUGACGUGUGGCAGGAAAAAACCUCUUCAGUGCUGUUUUAACUGCUUUUGCCUCUAGAGGCUGCUUGUGUGUGCAUCGUCUUGUUCAAGCUGUGCGUGUGCAUCAGUGUAUGUGCUCCAUAGUUCAGAGUGAUGUUUUAGCCGAGUUCUGGCUGUGGCAUCUCUAUCACGGUGUCUUGUGAUGAUGAUGAUGUGGACCAAGUCACGUGGGAAGUUGUUGUUUGCGGACAGUGACCCCACAUUCUCUUAAGUGUCUCUUAGUGAUGUGUGUCAGUGGUGGCGUGUUAUUAUUUCUCAUCUUGACGUCAUUUGUACAUCAUCAUAUGCUUUAUGUAGGCAAAAUUGCACCUUUAACUUUGCUCCUGCAUUGCAAAGAUCUGUGACCAGCUUGGCUCCUCGUAGUGUUGUGUUUCUGUUGUAAUAGGAAACUGUCCAUGUAAACUAUGCUAUAUACUUCAAUGCUGCAGUAGUACCACUCUAUGAUGUAGGCAUUAGCUAAGCAAUGUUACAGAAUUGUAUGCUGCAGACUGCAGUAGUACUAUAUGCUCUAUGCAUUAGCUAAGCUAUGCUAUAAACUGGUAUCCUGCAGUAGUAGUACCACUAUAUGCUGUAUGCAUUAGCUAAUCUAUGCUAUAGACUGGUAUCCUGCAGUAGUGCCACUAUUGUAUGCAUUAGCUAUGCUAUAGAUGUCUAUGCUAUAGAUGUCUAUGCUGCAGUAGUGCCACUAUUGUAUGCAUUAGCUAUGCUAUAGAUGUCUAUGCUAUAGAUGUCUAUGCUGCAGUAGUGCCACUAUUGUAUGCAUUAGCUAUGCUAUAGAUGUCUAUGCUGCAGGCGUAUCACAAUGCUGUAUGCUGAUGCUGCAAAGCACUUUGGAAGACAAGCUAGCCAACUUCUCAGAUGACACUAUUCUGUUUAUUCUUUUCAUAUCGGCUAUGUACAUUAAUUUAUCACUAUUCCGUUUAUUCAAUCUUUUCAUAUAGGCUACAUUAGUUUAUCACUAUUCCGUUUAUUCGAUCUUUUCAUAGGCUAGUAUAUUAAUUUAUCACUUCAGUUUAUUCGAUCUUUUCAUAUAGGCUAGUACAUUAAUUUCCCAGUUUCCAGUUAGGGUGCUUAUUAUAGCCUAACGGUAGCCAUUACAGGACACCUACAGCAAGUUAUGACAAGAUAAUUAACUAGGCUACAAAAAAAUGUUCUUGAGUUUUAUUUUGCAAACAUUGACACUUGCACAAAUAUAAACACAUGUUUGAAGCUAAACUGGCACACUAGCUUUUGGAAGAGAAAAAAAGUGUUAUCCUGAAAUAAUGCUGUGUUCCCCUGUUUCUUCACUCUUCUUUGUUUGAUGGUAGUUGAUCUUGAUAUUAAAGAAGUGGAUAGAUGUUCAUGUCUGCUAUAAGAAGUUCAUAUGUGCUCAAAAAUAAAGAUUCUUUGUUAUAAUUAAAA